This is a messenger RNA of Rubroshorea leprosula, 2226 nucleotides long. Lineage: Eukaryota; Viridiplantae; Streptophyta; Magnoliopsida; Malvales; Dipterocarpaceae. The record is from the annotation of a GenBank genome assembly.
UUCUCUCCUCCACCACACUCUGCUUCACUCCCCACCGCUACUUCUCUCCGACCGCCGCCUCUUUCUCCAUAUACACUUGAACCUAUGCGUAUUCUUGCUCAUGGAUAGCUUUUUGCUUUCUGGGUAGCUCCUUUGCUUCGCAUUUUUUGUUCCUUCUAAUGUCUGCAGCUCCGUUUUUAGCAGGAGGGUUGGGUUUUCGGGCAAACUUUCCUUUUGAGCAUUAUCUUAUGGUAAAUUGACUUGACUUUGCAUAAGAUUGCUGUAUGGCUGCUGCCCAACCAGCGAUGGAGGAUAAAGCUUCCUCUGGAAAAUUGGAUAAGAAGGGCUCAAGGUGCAUGAUUGAUUGUAGGGAUAUUGUCAAAAUGGAAAUUUUAUUGGAGGAACAAGUUCAGGCUCCUAAGAGACCUGAGGAUGUUGAUGUUGAUAUAAUUAAUUGUAUAAAAGAAACUGAUAUUAGACCUGCUGAGAUUGAGGACCCUGAUGCAACUGAAUGUUCAAGCUCAUUUGCUGACACCACAUCUGAUACCGAGAAGCAUUCUGGACCAAGUGAUGCUGAAGAGGAAUCCCAGUUCUUUGGUGAUGAAGCUUUUGGAUCUGCUUAUGAUGCAUUCAGUAAUGUGCUUCAAAUGAGGAAGAAGAAGUUGACAAGUCAUUGGAGGAGCUUCAUACGACCACUCAUGUGGCGUUGCAAAUGGACAGAAUUGAGAAUUAAAGAAAUUGAGUCUCAGGCAUUAAAGUAUUCCAGAGAGCUAGAGGCAUACAAUCAGGCUAAACAUUCACUAAUCAAUCAAUGUAUACCAGCAGGUUUUAGUUCAAAGUCGUUGCCUUAUCCUAAUCAAUAUUGCAGAAAAAAGUUCAUAAAGAGGAGGAAACGAAAGAAAGUUGAAGAAACAACUGACAUAACAUCAUACAUGUCACGUCAUAACCUAUUCUCCUAUCUUGAGAAAAAGAAGUCCAAUCAAGAUAGCACUGCAGAUGAUUUUACUAAUGCAGUUAUUACAGACCAACAUGCUGAAUGCAGUGAAAAUUUUGGCAUUAAUAAUGAUCAAAUGCUUUUGGAGCUUGGAGAUGGUGAUGAUAAUUCCUUGGAACGGGUUCUUUGGAAUAUUGAAACAGCUCAUUCUCACAUCCAGAAAUUGAGGAAUAAACUUGAUAUGAUAUUAUCAAAAAAUGCAUCAAAGUUUUCUUCCUCAGAGAAUUUGAGCCUUCUUGCACCUUGUGAGGCUCAGACCAGUUCUGGUCCUAGUCCUACUUUUUCAGCUGGCAAUGGAGACGUAAUGUCAGUUGGAGCUAUGUACAAUGCAAUUCAGCAUAAUGUAGACUAUGAUAUCACAGAUUUUGUUAUGCCUGGAAGUGCAGUUUCAAGUUAUAGAGAGGCUUUCCAUGUUCCAGAUAUAAUAGAAAGCACGGUAGGAUUGCUGUCAUCUGCUGAUGUUACCUUUCACCAGGCACAAAUUGGAGACUUGUGUGAAGAUAUUGUGGACAAUGUGCUGAUUCAUAAUGAAGGGGUUCACCAUGGAGACACAAACACUUUUGUGACAACAAAUAACCAGUCUGUGGAAAAGCUUCGAGAACCAGAGAAUGUAGAACAUGGAAAGACCACUGUUCCUUCACUUCUAACAUCAGAACCUGACCCUGUAGCCAAAACCACAAUGUCUCAAGAACAAUCAACUCUGAGAACAUGUCUGGCCUCAGAUAUAAAUUUCCCCAAGAACAAGAGAAAGCGAGGGGAGCGUAAAGCUGGUUCUGGUGGUUGGAACAAGAAACACUCAGGUGACCCUGAUAGCCAAUAACUAUCUUCGAUGGUUAACCAAGCUAGGCAUGCACUAGAAUUUGCUAAGUAGAUGACAGUACACCACGUGUCACUUUACCAGUGUUGUAAAUGAAGUACCAUGUCUUAGAGGUCCUUAAGUUGUAGUUGUGGCAAGCUGCUUGAAAUCUGAAUCGAAUUUCAAGAACAGCAUUACUCUUUUCAAGUCAUUGCAAUGGACAGUAAUGACGGUCUGUAGUGCAAACAAAGUCAUAUCUGAGUUUUUUCCGGUAGAGAUUUGGUCCAAUUUGGCUGUUACUUGAACCCAAUUGCAGGAAGCAAUACCACAGUACCUUAUCUUUGAUGUUUUGGUAGAAAAAUAGUACCUUCCUGCUUCUAUCUAUUCUGUCAACAUCUUGAUUGCCUAAAAUUUUGGUUAUGGUCUUUUUUCAUGUGAAUAAUUUGCUUUUUUGAAA